GACAUCUUUUGAACGUCUCACUCGCGUUUUGGCUUUACAACAAACAAAAACCGACAUUUUAGCUUCAUGCAAGCGAACUAUCUCUGUUUGCGUCACAAUUUUAACGUUAACACGUCAAACUCGACGAAAAUGUGUUCAUUUGUGCCUUUUAAAUGCCCAAAAUACUUAACGCGGAAGUAGAAGCGUCCGCGUCUGAAGGAGGAACUCACUUGUCACCAUUAACAACUACAAAAAAAAUAAAUAAAUAAAAAAUGCUUCCGAACCCGACUUGUACAACACGGUUUUAUUUAUUUGGGCGUGGUUUUUCUUGACUGUAUCCAAUCUUUGAGUGGUCAAACAGGCGCGAGUGCGCAUGUCAGUAUUAAAAAAAAAAAAAAAAAAAAAAAAAAAAAAAAAAGCAGGAAGUCAAGUGAGCUCAGGUGUGCUCAGUGUCUUUAAUCUUAUUUAAUUACAUUUUUCGUCGUGCAUGUUUCUAUUUGUCCUUUUUAUUUGUUGUUUAUGUAACGUUUUCCCAUUUUUGUCACAUGCACUGCUGUUAUGUUUUGACGUUGUCGAAUAAAGAUGGGGGGGGGAGCACAGCUAUGCUGCAUGUAAUUUGUUUUAGUACACUGUAGUUUGUGUUUUAGUUCACCGUGUGCUCAGUACUUUAAAUUUCAAGUUUUCAAUCAAUCACUGUCAAUCAACCAAAAUCUUUAUUUAACCAGUAAAAAAAUCAUUGAGACCGAGGUCUUUCUUUCAAGGUUGAUCUGGCCCAGAAGGUGGAUCACAAUUAAUGUCAUAUCAACAAUGAAAUAUAUAUGUAAAAGAACACAGUAUACAUACAAGUAAAAGCAAAAUAACAGUAUGAUUACAAACAGAAAACUGUCAAAGGUUAAUAAACUUAUACAGUCUUACAUGUUUCAGUACACUGUAUGUUGUAUGAUGGGUAUUUUGUGUCUCAACACACUGUUGGAUAUUUUGUGUGUUGGUAAACUUGACAUUGAGUAACUUGUGUAUUAGUACACUGUAUGUUGAGUAUUUUGUGUUUUACUACAUUUAAUAUUGAGUAUUUUUGUGUCAGUGCACUGGUGUGAAACAUGUUUUGGGAGCCUUAUAUGGUCCAAUGAGAGUAUUUAAAAAACUAAAAUAAAUAAAUAAAACCUCAGACUAGCUAAUAUAAAAAUCCCAAAAUGUACAAAUGCUUGUAUGAAUAACUACUUAACGCUUUUCUUGCAUUAGAUUUUAAGAAUGGACCUGAAAUAAAAAAAGAAGUUGAUCAACUUCAUUUUGCAGCUAAAUGUAUGCAGAUAUAAAUGUUGCUGCGUUGUAGCCUAGUAAUUGGAGAUUUUGCUGAAUUACCUUCGAGUUGUAGGUAUGAGUGAUGUUAGGAUGACAUUAUCAGGCCUAUAGCGAGAGAGAGUCCUCUCUCUCUCUCCCCCUCUCCCUCCCUCCCCAGCGUCCUCCGAAUGAGAUUGGCCACCCACUUCUCAUAGGUCGGGAGUUUGGUACAGUGGCAUCCCCCCACCUCUUUUGUCCCGUGGUUUUGAUUUUCGGGCCCGUCAUGUGACACGCUAUGCGGAAAAUAUUACGCGAAUUGAUUUGAUGCUGCGACCCAUCAGGCCCCUCAAACAGACGCUUGUUCCCGUAGAAGUGGGACACCAUCCGCUACGGGAGGUUUCAAAACAACUUAUUUAAAAGUAAAAUAAGUCUUAAAUAGUCAUUUGAAUUUUAACUGUUAUACAAAUACAUAGAGAUGUUAAACACUUAAAAACCCAAAUCGUUAUUGACCCACCCGCACCGCACAGUUUAAAAAAUAAUAAUUUCCACAAGAUGGCGGUAAAGCAUUUUUCUAUUACACAUGGUUCUGGCCUGAGCACAAAAACUGAGGCUAGGUUCCAAAAUAAAAUAAGUGAAUAUGUAAAUUCACAAAUGCCAAACCACGAAUCUGUAGGAAUUUGCUGUACACGUUUUCGAUACAUUUUUCUGCUCAUUUUCAUGAUAGUCGUUAGCCUUUAUGCUAUAUCAGUUACAUGCUAUUUAUAUGUUCCUUUUGUAGACAAUCCGAAUCACACACAUUCUAUGAGGGCUGCAAUGAUUAUUUGAAUAACUCAAAUAAUUGGAUGAUUUCACUUUUUUUUUUUUUUUUUUUUUAAUAUAAAAGUGCAAUGUGUGUCCUGCAAUUAAUUGCAAUUGUAAUGCCUCCACAGGUGGCCGAGGAUAGACAAAACUGCCGGUGCACUGUCAAUUGCUUUAUUGAACAAUCGGUACCAAUAUUAAUAACGUUCAUAUGCAAGCUUCUAUCUGCAGUUGCUUAACAUUUAGAUUGGCUAACGGUUAGCCAGUUAACAGCCAGCUGCUCAUCUGCACGAGCAGCCAACUCCUCUCUCACUGGCAACUCCCACAUCACUCACCAGGCCAGGCCACACCUUUUAAAGCCAAACACGUUCAAAGUCACAUAUACUACAGUGUAUAAUGUAAGGAGGGGAACCAAAGUGGCCAAAAAUAAUACCUGAAUAAAUUAUCGUUAAAUGAUACAAAAUCAAAUUCUAUUACUCAAAUAAUUGAGUAAUAGAAUUUGCUAGAAUAAUGGAUUCUAAAAAGAUUUAAUAGCCCCAACCUUAAACUCUACCCCUUAGAGAGCAACUUGUCAUAUUAUUAGGGACGCCUCACACACACAUUCAUGUUCAUCUUAAGAACACACAAUUCCCGCUUUAACCCCUCGGGCGUCCGUUCCGGCUGGCUAGCAUUGCCGCCUCCCCAAAGUGGACCGACAGGCCCUGGCCGGGAUUAGGCCAGCGCUAAUCUGGGACACGUCAGAUUACGCUUUUCACUUCGCGCAGCUCACGUGACACAAAACAGGACCUCCCGAAUGGAGGGAUGGAUGGAUAGAGUAGAUGAGAGUGGGAAGGAAGAAGGGUCACGCAAUAACACCGCCGCACUACCGUGUCGGGAAGAAAGGACGAUGCGAACUAAGAACGCGACAGCCACAUGUACGCAAACGAGCCGGGCUAAAAUUGCAGCGGUCGGACAACAUGGAGGCUCUGGAGGAGUACCGCUCGCCCUUCGACUUUGAGCGAGGUGUCGAUGCCAGCUACCUCCGCCUGGCGCCCGCCUUCAGCGACACACCGACGCUGCCCAGCAGAGGCUCGCAGCAGGAUCUGGAUCCGGUGGCCGAAGUGGGACAGGACGCGGCGAUGGGCGUCGGACCCCCGUCGCCAACCCCUAUGAUGACUGAGGAGGAACGCCAGGAGCUGCAAGUGGAGUUGUUGAGGGUGGAGGAUGAGAUCCAGACGCUGUCUCAGGUUCUGGCGGUGAAGGAGACGCAGCUGGCCGACAUCAAACGGAAGCUGGGGGUGACGCCGCUCAACGAGCUCAAGCAGAACUUCACCAAAUCUUGGCAGGAAGUCACCACCUCAUCGGCGUACAAGAGGACAUCGGAGACGCUGUCGCACGCCGGCCUCAAGGCCACGGCGGCCUUGUCCAACGUGAGCGCGGCCAUCAGCCGCAAGCUGGAAGACGUCAGCAAGCGCUCUUUGCAGCACUCGGCUAGCAUGCCUGUCAUGAGGAAUGCUCCCUCCUUCAAGUCCUUUGAGGAGAAAGUGGGGUCAUGGAAGAACAAGACGAGUCAAUCGGAGAUGGACGCUGGCGAGCAGAUUAACGUUCCAGAUGCGGAGCCUCAGCACCAGGACACGCCCACCACCCUUGACACGCCCUUGCACUAACCCCCUGAGCCCCAACCCUUUGACCCCCCCCCCCCCACAAACAUAUCUUCAAAGGUGUCGGUAUCCUGAAUUCAUUAGAACCUCGCAACCUCCUGACAUCGCUUUAUGUGGCACACGCUCACUCAGCUUCACCCCACCCACACUUCACUUAACACAAACGCAUGUUGUUGUUGUUCUAUAGCUUCAUCAUGUUAACAUUUUUUUUUGUCGUGUUUGGGGCCAAAUCAGCUUUAUUUAUAAUAGUCUAACACACACACUCAAGGUAGUGAAGCCAAAGUGAACAUUUGAACAAAGUUGGUGACCGCUGCCUCGUUACUAACUGUAAGCCAUAAAAAAAAAAAGGCUGUUACACUGCCCGAGUUUCAAAAUAAAAUACACUCUUUACUCAGUGCGCUUUAAGAUAUUUUUUAAUAUAAAUCUCUCACGUUAUCAUGGAUUUUGUUGUUGAAUAAAUAAAUAUAUUAAUCACGGAUUUUGUUGUUGAAUAAAUAAAUAUUAAUCACGGAUUUUGUUGUUGAAUAAAUAUAUUAAACUGCUCAACAGUUGUUUUGAAUUAACUUCAAAGCAGAAAAAAAACUGCCCAAAAACGUACAUUUAUUCGUAAACUUAUAAAACCGAAAAUUAACUUUUUUAAAGGAAUUAAAAUGUUAAUUUGUUAAUAAUAUAAAAGCAAACAUAAGUAUCAUGAUUAUAUUGAGUCAAUUUUGUGAAUUGGGGGGAAAUGCAUAUUAGCUGCAGUUCCCGAUUUGAACACCAGAUGGAGGCAAAUAACAGAAGCUGCCGUAACCUGGAAAGUUGUUCACAAUGUACAUCCACUGCAGUUGUUCGCCUCAUAAUUGCCAGUUAUGAUCCUCAAUGUCUCAAUAAUUAUCAAGCUGUGUCACUCUAUAAGUCUAGUUAUAUCCAGGAAUUAUGUUUCCAGAGUGCUUUAAUAAGCAAAUGCUGAUGCUAAACCGCAACAGUUUAAGCUUACAUGACAAUGUAGCUACAUUAUUUUACAGUUUGAUCGAUGAACUGCUGUUAAAAUCAAUAAAUUCCAUCCGCAGAGAUGAAGUUUGGUAUCGACUAUUUUCUUGAAGGGACGAUAUUGAAGUUUGAAGACUUUCGGUUGGGUCUAUAUCCGAGAUGGCGCGAUAUCGACAAUAACGACGACAAACUUCGGUCUGUCGUGUUUCCUGGAGCCAUCCCUACGUCCUGACCUUUAACCUCACUCGGAUCCCAGCUAACCGGAGAGAGCCGGGGUACAUUGACUGAUUGAAGGCCAAUCUAUUUAAGGCGAUGACGGAUGAAGAACUGUUUCUUUACUGGAGAGGGAACUAUUGACAACAGCCUUCAAUAGAACGCUAGUAGCCUCAAUUUCACUGCAGCCAUCGAGCAAUAGUAACAGAGGUGAAAAUGUGGUCUCAUCUAUUUCCUCUUGGCUGCGAUAUCAACAAUAAAGACAGUACUUUGGUGUAGUCUAUUUCCUGGAGGGGAAUGGCAGACUGGUCGUGUCUAUUUUCUGGAGAGCGGAACACUGACGCAUAGGACUGCGCUCCCGUAUUUCCUGGACUCGGCGAUAGACAAUAAUUUACUCCACGUGUGUGAGGAAAGCCAACUUCCCCCGAGUUAGAAGCGCACUAACUCAUCAAAAGGAAAAUACCGUAAAUAAAAACAAGCAUGUAUUACCCGCUCGUUUUUUUUUUAAUAUAAAAGUGGCGUCCCCUUUCCAAAGCUAGUUUUUCUCUUUAUUUUUAAGACUUCGCCGUUUUACAAGGAUCCCGGAUCCGGCCAUAUCCAGAAGUGUUUCUUCUUCUUCGAUUUUGUGAGAUCACGUGUGAUCACGCGAGAUUCCGAAAUCGGCGGCAAAACAGAAUCUAUAUGUGUCUUGUCUAUUUCUUGCAAAUAGUGAUCUAUAAUCAUCGUAAUCGAACACGUUUUAUGUGUGUAGUGUUGUCAAAGAAACACACUGGUGACACCACUUUUAACAAACAGCUGCCAGUAAAGAAACCAAACUUUCUUUUUUUUAUUUUGUUAAAAUCUCCACAGUUGUGACGUCACGUGGAUUUAAAAAAAAAAACUAAACAAACAAAAGAAUUGUACAAACAGCAUACAACAACAGCACCAGAACCAACGAAAGUGUCAGUAAACACAUUUAUACAGGUAUAAUACUAUAUAUAUAUAUAUAUAUAUAAAGAAAAGAUAAAGGUAUGACAGGAAUUAACAGUCAGUGUACGGAUUCAUCUUUAUAUUUAAUCUGAUUAUGAUAAUUAAAAAAAACAACAACAACCUGGGUGCAAUAGAGUACUAUUUGAGAUAUAUCAUAUAUACUCUGAUAUAUACAUGUUUUGUUUAUAAGUGCUUUAAGUGGAGCGGUUCAUAAAAACGAAGCUUGGAAAUGACUCCGGUUAGCUUAGCUUUGACGCGGAACGCGCAUAAAGAUUUAUGUCGAUUUGUGUCCGUAGGAAUACAUGUUCUUUUUUUAAAUCACGCAAGUGGUCAUGCUCUUGUGGUCCAAAUGCAAAACAUAAUAAUAAAAUAAUACAAGAAAAGAGCGUAAAGCUAAAUUGCACACUGAUGAGCCAAAUGUGAAAAGACUAGAUAUGAUUUUAGUUUUUUUUUUUAAUUAACAUACACAAAUGCUAACUGCUGCACUAGCUUCUCACCUAAAUUAUUCAACCCACAGUAAAAUAAAAAUGUAAAAUUUCAAAACGGCUUUAUUUUUUUUAAUGUGAAUUUAACGCAAGCAUAGCUGCCACAAUUGUCUUUAUGCCAAGAUUGAUAACACUAUUUACGUUUAAAAUAAUUGCUAAACCGCUACUGUUAGCUUGAAACAUCUUAUUCUGACUUGAUGGCAACUAAAGAAAAAGCUAUGAAGAAUAAUUUUUCACGUUUAUGUCCUAAAGUAAAAUAUAGGCAACUGGAGUUGUUAGUGUAUAGCCUGUUACAGCCUUAGCGCUAGCCUUGCGAACGCCGAGUCUUUGUUUUGACGAAAACCCAUCAAAAUGUCACCAGUUCACGUUUUAUGUCCCCCAAAUAAAAUAAAAAAACACACACACAAUUCUCUCUAUGCUAUGCUAACCUAUGAUAGCAUAAUGUUCACAAAUGCUUGUUUUUAGGGAUGGAAACCAGUACAAAUGGAAAUGGGGAAAGAUUUGGUAAAUGAUGUUUAUGUCUUACCUAAAAAAAAUAAAAAGGUGUCUUUGCUAUGCUAACCUAUUCUCGCAUUCUGUUAGCUCGUUUCUUUUGAAGGAUGGAAACAAAAGAUUUUGGAACACGAAGUUUAUGCUUUACCAAUAAAUGAACAAAAUAAUUCUGCCUAUGCUAUGCUAAGCUAAAUUAGAAAAUUUGCUGAUUAUUGUUUUCAAGGACGAAAAUGGAAGAUUUAUGACCUACAUACUGACAAAUGAACAAAAUGUUUCUAUGGUAUGCUAAGCUAACCUACUCUAAUAAUAUUUGUUUUGCAGGAUGGAAGCAAGAUUUCGUACUACAUUGAACUUUGACUUAUUUUUGUGAUUUCAUCUGGGGAAAAAAAUGAUAUUUCUUGAUGUUUUUCAUUUACAAGAUGUUAGCAACUGUACGAAAGUGAUUUGGUUGUAAAUCAAAAAAUCUUCACUUGGCAAACAUUUUCUAAAGAUUCUGUGUGACACUGCUCCUGAAUCCAGAACAUGGACGACACCAAGUUGUUGUUUUUUUAAAACUCAUUUCAACGUAUCAUCAUGCACAUGCGACAUAGGCAAUUCUUAUGAAAGAAUUAAAAUUGUUAGCGUAUUUACA
Molecule: messenger RNA, 7457 nt
Organism: Phycodurus eques (leafy seadragon)
Lineage: Eukaryota; Metazoa; Chordata; Actinopteri; Syngnathiformes; Syngnathidae
Gene: tpd52
Product: tumor protein D52
Exons: 7
Coding region: 2874-3701 (275 amino acids)
Biological process (GO): B cell differentiation
Cellular component (GO): cytoplasm
Source: RefSeq, a predicted model, not a curated record